Molecule: messenger RNA, 3819 nt
Organism: Paramormyrops kingsleyae
Lineage: Eukaryota; Metazoa; Chordata; Actinopteri; Osteoglossiformes; Mormyridae
Source: RefSeq, a predicted model, not a curated record
CUUUCUCAUUUGAAGUACUGCUGUCAUUAAACAAAUGGGAAGACCGCAAUAAACACUAAAACGAGCAUGUCAAAUGUGGGUUUUUGAAGUAGUGAAUUAAGAAAAAUAAGUUUUCAACUAGAUGUUUUCAACUAGAUGACACGGGCAUUUAACAAAAGAAGAUAACCUGCAAGCACGGAUGUUUUGAAAGCAAGAGUUUUAUUUCCCAAGAGGUAUCCUGGAGUACAAAUGCUGUACAUUUUCGCAUCCCGAGGAAACGUUGCAUUUCCUUCGUUAUAAAUUCAAUAGUCUGAAGUACUCUAUGCUUUAAAGGAAACCGAAAUAAAAUCAGAAAAUCCGGGGACUGAUAGCUCUAAUCAUGUAACAUUUAAACCCAGUGAGCAGUUUUAUCAUUAAAAUCAACCAAGAACGCAAACUGUACAAAGAUAUUUAAACCGAAGCUGACUAACUUUUGUUGGGUUUCGCUCAGCUAAUUGACAGCCAGUUAUUUUAAAUGCCAGAGUCAUUUCAAAUAGCCUACAUCCAGACAGUCAUGAUGGAAAACUUCUGUAAGAUAUGAACGAGUGAAGCCACCCUUACAGGACGGACUGCAGUGGCUCUUCAGGGGAAUCAAGAAAAGAGGUGCCGAUCAAGAGGUAAAUGUUACAAGAAGAGCACAUGCCAUCGGUCAGUUAAUCGAAGAGUUUUGGAGGACCUCUCUUUCGUACAGCUGAUAGAGGAAUACACUCUGUUUAACCUGUACAGUAAAACCGGCGCUGCUACUUCGUUUGAAGAGAGGGGAAGUGAAGACUGCAAAAGAUAAGACUACAGUUAAAUAUUUAUCUGUAUUUCUGGAUUUCUCGCCUUCAGAACUAAAAUCUCGCCAUCCAUUUGCCUGUUUUUAUUAUUUAGGUUCUAGUUGGGAUAUAUGUUUUAAUUACAGUUUACCUGGUAGGUAUUAACCCAAGCUGAUCGCGUUUUGAAUAAUUUCUGGGCCGAGGCUAAAGCCCGCAAUCUUGUAUAGAGAAAGGGUCACCCAUCCAAUUCGUACUCCUUUAAAACCAUGAGCCAGGCGGACGUAUCGACUUGCUCCGCGCCGCAGAGAGUCUUCCAAGAGGCGGUGAAGAAGGGCAACACAAAAGAGCUGCACUCGCUCCUGCAGAACAUGACAAACUGCGAAUUCAACGUCAACUCUUUCGGCCCGGAGGGACAGACCGCGCUCCAUCAGUCGGUUAUUGACGGGAAUCUUGAACUGGUCAAACUGUUGGUGAAGUUCGGGGCCGAUAUCCGUUUAGCCAACAGGGACGGCUGGAGUGCCUUACACAUCGCCGCGUUUGGAGGACAUCAAGACAUAGUGUUGUACCUCAUCACCAAGGCGAAAUACUCAUCGGGCGCACGGUGAUCCUCCUGUGCUGUCAGGUAAACGCCGAGAACCGAACCUGCAGACCAGCCUUUCAGUUUACUCACUUGUGCCAAAGUUAAAAAAGCACAUUUUUCCAUUUUUUUUUCUUUGCAAAGGGGCUGGGAAUGUUUGGUCAGAGCGAUCUUGCCACAAGCCAUUUUCCUGUAUUAAAUCUGAAACAACACUGUCGUUCCGUCGGUACUUUAUAAAGCAUUUUCCCUGUUGGGGGUGAAUUAUUCAUACUUUGGAAGUGCUCGCUUAGACGCUGAUGUGCAGAAACCCCAAAAGCCCACGUCCUCGCUGCCAAGCCACUUUUAAGACUGCGCCAUCUGGCUUGAUGUUCAGUUAAAAAAAAGUUAUUCUCAUUUACAGUCUGCUUUCUGUCAAUUACACCGCUUUUUAUUUCAAUGACAAAUGUUACAUACUCAGCCAGUAUCUCAAUGGGAAGAGUUGAACAAGAGAAUCAGGUCCACCUAUUUCGUUGGAUUACUCAUUAUUCUAUACGCAGUCACAGUAAUCGUCUGUUUUGUGUCAUUUCUUUUCGUCCCGUAGAAAACUAAGAACACUACCUAAAUUAAACUCAUUUGUUUUCAAGUAGUUAGGCGGUACCGAAGGAUCCGCAUAACUACCCAGUUUGUAGCUAAUAGGGGAAUAGAUCAUUUUAAAUGUUUCCCCAUGCUUUUUAAACAAUAGGCCUACGUGUAUUAUACACGGUGUAUACGUGCAGUCGGUGUCUUUCUAAGUUUCCAUGGAUGGUUUCCAAUGGGUUCUCUGAUGCUUAAAGCCGCUUGUUAUCCCGUAAAUGUUGUCCCGUGAGGAGACGCCAUUAAGCAUUCGGAGCAUGCAUCUGUGUUUGGAUCCCUUUGCCAGCUACCUCGACUGUGCAGUAUCCAGUUGUCCAACUGCAUAUCCUUCACAGUCUUUACAACACAUCAGCUUUGAUGACACUUCAGGAUAAGCUUGGGUUGCACGACAUUUCAAUGUAUUAUUACUCACCUUGAGCAAGAGUGUAUUUCGUCAUACCAGUUGAUAUAUGGACAUCACUAUCAGUUUCACCAAGAGCGUUUUAUUUAGCUUCUAUUCGAUGUUUUUCUUUUCCACAGUAGAAAACCAAACUCUUGUGUGUGUGGAUAAGAAAUUGUUUCCAUUUUUUUUCUGUACGAAGGCAUGCUGAUGGAAUGAAAAUGUUGGUUUUCUGAAACCCAGGGCAAUUCCAGGUCACCGUAACAUCUAAUGCUGAUUCCAGAGAGAAACAUUGUCUAUAUUUUAUGCCUUAAGAAGGGAGGAGUGCUUGCACAAGAAUAUUAAAAUGGCCCCAGUGGCUGUUAAACUACAGGAGCGAAAGUAAAGGAACAGUUACUACUGAGCAGGACUUCUUAUUGUAACUAUUACAUUAUUAUUGUUAUUUCGCGGGAUUACAGGAUAAUUUACAUUACUCAUGCAAAUCUGCUGCGUUUUUUAAAUCACGAAAUGCCUAAUGAUGUGUAUUUCUAUGCUGCUCGUUCAGAACUUUUUUUUUUUUUUUUUGCGUUUGUUGUCAUGUUUUUAUGUUUGGAUUGAAAAGCUAACAGACCCCAGACGUGAACAAGGGGUCAGGUGGUCGUUGGACGAAAAGAUCUAUCGGGAGGCCGAGGGCCGUAGCGUAGUUCUGAUCUGAUUGGCUAGCCGGCAAUAGGGAGGCCACGCCAACGCCGAUGGCCAGCGCAGACCCAAGCAAAAACACAAGUGAUGGAAUAUUGUCGGAAAGUAGAUUGGAGAUAAAUAAUAAAAAUUUAUAUAUAUAUGCAUUGCUUGUGGUAAACUUGAUCAUUUUAUUUUUUUAAUAUUGCACUGUUGACUGUGAUGUUAGUUGUUGGUGUCACACCAACAUUUUAUUUUUUUUCUGAAUAGAAAAAAGGAACACAAAUACUAUUGUAUAAAAAUUCCAGGAUCAAUUGUUUUUGUUAAUGUGCUACUUCGUAAAACGUAAUGUUUGCGAAGACGUUCGUGUAUCUUUAAUCAGCUGUUAUACAUUAUAUAUGACGUCAUAUAAAUAUAAUGGUUGAACAAUUAAUGAGCACUUUUUGUGAAGUGCUGUCCCCCGUUGUUAUUAAAGGGAGACUAUAUAUCUGAUGGUAAGAUCAUUGUAACGAAGAGUUGCAUGAUGCACAACUGUUUUACUUGACUGUGUCAUAACAUUUAUGACAUAAGAGUAAAAUGAGUAGGUUUAAUUAAUUGAGAAGUGCUGAAGUGUCUUUUUUUCCUGAAACAAAAGAUUGCAAAUGAGACAUGCAGUGAUGGUCUUGUGUGCUAUGGAUGUUCUGAUAUGUCUGCUCGUUUGUUUGUUGUUUUAUUUGUAUUGUUAAAAAUGUAACACUGUGAUGAUAUGUGGAGCGAUACCAUGUGCUGUAAUUUUGUACGUUUGUAUACAAGUCAGUAAAAAGAAAAAAAAAAUCAAA